GGAACGACCUCGGUAGGCCUGGGUCUACCUUUUUCCGGAGCUGAUGUCUCCACCCACCCAUCAAAGGAGCUCCGCCCCCUAGCCCUGCUGGCGCCUGGGGAUCAGGUGAUCGCCGCUGGCGCGGUCACGUGGUUGGGGCACGCCCGCCCGUUGUGGCCAUGGCGGCCGCAGGGUCCUCUGUGGUGAGGCGAGUGGAAGAGCUCGGGGACCUGGCUCAGGCCCAUAUACAGCAGCUAAGUGAAGCCGCCGGUGAAGACGAUCACUUUUUAAUUCGGGCCUCUGCAGCUUUAGAAAAAUUGAAGCUCCUAUGUGGCGAAGAGAAAGAAUGUUCAAAUCCAUCAAAUCUUCUAGAACUUUACACACAGGCUAUUUUGGAUAUGACCUAUUUUGAGGAGAACAAGCUAGUAGAUGAAGAUUUUCCAGAAGACUCUUCUUCGCAGAAAGUAAAAGAACUGAUCAGUUUUCUUUCAGAACCAGAAAUUUUGGUUAAAGAAAAUAGUAUGCACCCAAAACACAGCGAUUUGCUUGGGGAUGAGCUACUGGAAUGUCUCUCUUGGAGACGGGGAGCUCUACUGUAUAUGUAUUGUCAUUCUCUGACCAAAAGAAGAGAAUGGCUCUCUAGAAAAUCUGCUUUGCUUAAAAAGUACCUUGUUGAUGGAAUCAGUUAUUUGCUACAGAUGCUAAAUUAUAGGUGUCCUGUCCAGUUAAAUGAAGGAGUUGCUUUCCAAGACCUAGAUACAGCCAAGUUACUAAGUGCAGGAAUAUUUAGUGACAUUCAUUUGCUGGCUAUGAUGUAUAGUGGAGAAAUGUGUUACUGGGGAUUGAAGCUUUGUUCAGAGCAACAGCCAGAAAAUCAUGAAGUGGAUACUGAUGUUUCUGGAGCAAGCUGCACUACGUACAAAGAACCCUUGGAUUUCCGAGAAGUAGGAGAAAAAAUUUUGAUAAAGUAUGUAUCUGUGUGCGAAGGACCCCUGAAAGAACAAGAAUGGAAUACAACCAAUGCAAAACAAAUUUUAAACUUCUUUCAGCAUCCCUGUAACCAGUAAGUUUGUCUAGUUCUUUCCAAACAGGACAACAAAAAGAUCCAUGAAAUGCAAAAGAAGGAUCCCAAAAAGACGACAUCUUGACAGUGAAUUGAGAACCAUACACUACAUACAUAUCCAGCAUGGUUACCCUCUUUCAAUGCCAUAACCAUCUUUUAUUAUAUAUUCUUAAACCUGCGAAGGAAUGAUACUUUGAUUUCUAAAAUGGCGUGUAUAUUAACUCAGCUUGAACUACAGAUAUCCUGUCUCCAAUUCAGCUCUACAAAGAUUUUUUUUUCUAUUAGAUUAUUUUUUUAUUGUGAUAAAAUAUAUGUAACAUAAAAUUUACCAUUUUAACCAUCUUUGUUAUCUUUCAGUCUCCCUAUACGAAUUUUGCUUCAAAGAUCAAAAUCAAGUCACUUCUGUGCUUUGAAUUCAUACUGUGGGUAUAAAUGUGGCAAAAUGAAAGAUGGUGAUUAAUCUUUGAUUCCAUUUACAGUAAGCUAGAUAAUGAAAGACUCCACAAAGGAAAUAACAAUUUUUGUCAUGUAUUACUAAUUGAAUUUAAAAGUUUUACUUCUUAGAUGUUUUGUAAAAAUUUAAAAAUGAUUAUUCUACCUAAAAUAAGUACAUGGCUUCUCAAGUGAGAAAUGAAGAUGAAAACCAACUUAGUCUACUGUUAGUUCAUUUGCUUUUAGGAUACAUCUUUUUCUACUGUAUUGCAGUUUUACUGUUUUCUGUCUUUAAAGUAGGUUUGAGUGCUAAAGGCCAGAGAGCCUAACUUGUUAUCCUAUGGUCUUUCUACCUCAGUUCCAGUUGUAAUGAUUUGUCUCAUACUUUCUGAUAUUCUGGUCUUCUGCCAUAGUGACUUUAUCACAUUCCAGUGACAUACUCCCGUGGCCACCUUGAACAUCAGCAUCCUGAGUUUCUCUUUCUGAAAUGAAUUUUUUGUAACAUGACAAUUCUUUCUAGCAUCUUUGCUUUCUUAUUAUAGUUAGUUUCUUGAUUUCAAUUGUGUAGGUUUUGGCUUCUUCAUAACCUUUUUUCUUGACUGCUCCUCUUCUUCCUAAGCCAUGAUCCCCUUCCAGGUUUAUGGAGCUCUGUUUGAACCACUGUCACACGUUGUUGUGUCUUCCCGUCAUCCUUCAGCGUAGUCAUCCUGUAAACUGUUAUUAUCUGUCUUCCUUGGCCUGAGUUCUGCAGGAAGGGCAUGCUGUCCUUCAAGGUGGACUCAUCACAAGGAUCUUGCUUCAGCUUCAGAGGAGCCCUCGUAUAAGCCUUCUGGGUGUUCUCAGGCCACCUUGUCCCCCCUUAACCACUGUGACCCAGGCAAACUCUCUUUCCUCAGGCUCUGUUCCCCUCCCCAGUACAUGGCCUGUCCUGCCAUGCUGAAAAUGGAGUUUCUUAGAUGGACCAACACACAUGUACCAGUUUUAGAAGAAAGGAGGUUGCCUCUUCCUAUAGAAGGCCACUCUAUGCAUUUGGUUUCUUCUCGGCUAUCUCAUUUCCCUCGUGGCUUCUCAGUGUUUCCCACCUUUUAUAUAUUGAUCUGCACUAGGCUUCUGUCCUCCACCCUUCCCCUUUCCUUUUUUUAACUUUAAGUACUCUUCACAUGUGAUGCCAUUCAUAGACUUGGGUCUUUCUCUUUUUUUUCUGUUUUAAAGAUUUGUUUAUUUGAGAGGCAAAGUUACAGACAGAGAGGGAGAGAGAGGUCUUCCCUCUACUGGUUCACUCCCCAAAUGGCCACAAUGGCUCCAAUUGGGCCCAUCCAAAGCCAGGAGCCAGAAGCCAGGAGCCUCUUCCGGGUCUCCCAUGUGGGUGCAGGGGCCCAGGCACUUGGACCAUCUUCCACUGCUUUCCCAGGUCAUUAGCAGUGAGCUGGAUUGGAAGCAGAGCAGCCGAGAUUUGAACAGGCAGCCAUGUAGCAUGCCAGCUCCAGAGGCAGAGGUUUAACCUACUAUGCCACAGUGCCAGCCCCAGACUUGGGUCUUUCUACUACCCAAGAGUAUCAGGUUGACCCCCACAACUGUAACUUGAAUCCCAGCUUCUGUCUUGAUCUCUAAAUUUCUAACUGCCUAUUCAGUAGCUUCCGUUAGAUGUCUCAUAGUAAUUUGAAACUAUGUUUUCUACUUUUUGGGUCUUCUACAGAGCAGGCAACAUAGCCUCAUCUUUAUCAUCAUCCUGUGUGAUCAUCUUCUAGUUCAGUGUUACGCAGACAUUGAACACCAGGCUCCUUUUUGAUAAACAUACAAAUUCUUAUAGAGCCUUUGGAGCAAGGGGAAUCUCUCCCCAUUCCUGCCCUUGUUUAUCCUUAUACAGCCAAGAAGAUUUGUAUUUCAAUUAGCAUUUUAACAGGUUUUAUUAUGAAAAUAUCUUUGCUUUCUAAAUAUGAAGAUAUCAUUGAAAAAAUUUUUUAAAUUUAUUAUUCAAGAGGCAAAGAGAUAGAAUAGAAUUUCCAUCCAUUGGUUAACUCCCCAGAUGCCUGCAAUGUCUGGGACUUGGCCAGGGCCAAAUUCAGGAUCUCGAAACUCAAUCCAGGUCCCUCAUGGGUUAACAGUAAUUUAGUUAUUUACCACUGCACCCCAGGAUCUGCCGUAGCAGAAAGCUGGAGUCAGGGGCCAGAACUGGGACUUGAACCCCAGUAUUCCACUCUAGGAGUACUUAAUUGAUCUCUUAACCGUUAGGCUAAACUCUUUUACCCCUUUAGAUCCUUUUAAACAUGGUCUUUAGAAUCACAAACUGUCAAUUAAGUACUCCAAGUUCCUUCCUCAAAUGUGCCUGUGUUUUUUCAAAUUCAAUAAAUACCCUUGCAGAUGUCAUUAUUUCUGCACCUUUCUUUGCUGCCAAGUGAGUACUUGCUCUUUUUAGGACUCAGCUUCAGUGAAAUUGUGUCUGUAGGCUCUUUCAAUCUUAGAUGCUCCGCAAUCUGUUCCCUCAGUCUUCCUCUCCCAAGUUAUUAGACUGAUCACAUUGCUUUGUAAUUACUUUCCUUACAGUUGGUGAACUCCGUAUUUUAAAAAUUUACCUUUAUAUACAAUACUUUAUGCAUAGUGGGCACUUAGUACUGUGUGUGUGUGCGUGUGUGUGUGUUUUAAUUAAAGAGGAAUGAAUGAUUCAAAGUGCCAAACUGCACAAAAAUGUUGCUGCUUUUGGAUUCCAUACUGCCAUACCUGACAAGGCAACCACGGAUCUAUAUAGCCCUCAGUGGCUGACAGGGCGAAAAGAGAUCAAACAACCCUCAGAGGAGCCCUAGAUUACUUAGAUUCCGAAUCUGAGAAAGCAAGAACUACUUUGCAAAAACUAGUAACUUGGUUUUUGCCUUUAUGAUCCUUGUGGACGUUUGGAUUUCAGUUACAAUCCACUGGUUCAGUGAGUUGGUGCAGUUUUGAGGGUUCUACUGGGUGCUUUUUGUAUAACUUUCCAUCCCUCAAACAACUGACAACAUUUAUAGACCAUAACAGUUAGUAAUAUAAUGCUUUUUACUCUGGUGCAUUGUAAGACAAUGAACAAUACAUCUUUGUGUGAGAUAAAGCCCACUAAGUAAAUUAUUUGAUUUAGAAUGAGUAAUCUCAAGAUACCAAAUAUUCAGCCUAAAGAAAGUAUUAACAGUUCUUCAAAAAUUGUGUGCCUGCCAGGUGCCAGAUUUUGUCCUAGGCCCUGAGGAAAUACUGGUAGCUUUGUAAAACACUUUUCUCCUUCAGAGCUUGCAUUUUAGUGGAGGACAUUUGACUAUUUUGAGAAAUCCAUGUAUUACAUGUCAAGUGAUGAGUGCCAUGAAGAAGAAUAAAACAGGCUAAGGGGCCCCAGUGGUGCAGGACUGGUGCUGUUUUAUUUAGAGAGGUUGUUGGCUGCAUUAGCAUUUGUGUCUUCAAAUUCCACUCCCUAGGUCAAAUGCCUUGCAUUUUCACUACAUUUGUGGUUUUUCUCUGUUAUGGAGGUUCAAAUACUGAAUUAAGGAAUAAGUCACUAAAGCCCACAUCAUUUUGGUUACAUUUUAAAGGAAUUCUCUCCAGUGUGUGCUUUGCUAAUAGGUGACUGAUAACCAGAAGGCCAUGCUGUGUUUCUUAUACUUGGUCUCUCUCUCUUCAGUUUGAAUUCUCUGAGGGUUACUAAAACUUAAACUCUGUUAAAGGACUUUUCACGAUCCUUAAAUUUGUAUUGUUCUUUCCCAAACUGGAUUUUCUGAAACUACCUAGGCUUUGAAACUCAGUUAGAGCUCUGCCUGCUUUGCUGCACUGAUAGGGAUUCUGACUGCUGUUUGAUCCUGAUGAAGGUGAAAAAUCAUGACUGAGGACUUUUCGUUAUCCCUUUGUGUACGGUAGAGUGAGGUGAGAAUCAGAGCCAAAACCCCACAAUGAAAUUACAUUCCUGGUUUCACAGCGCCAUUGUGAGUUCUCUGGUGUGCAUUCACAGUACACACAGUGAGCUCUGUCUGUCUGCAGGCUAUCCCAGUUUCAUUUUAAUGGCAAUUGAAAAACCCCACAGCUAGAUGACAUGAUAGGUUUAGAUUGCUUGUCUUUCUCCAUGUUUUGGGGCCCCUUUGCUGGCUCCAAUAAGGGUGCCCCAACUGCCACAGAAUCCAGGAUUCUAUACUUUUCUCCCAUUUCCCUGUAUAUUCAUUUUAAAUACAAUAUGGGAUGAGACCAUGUUAUGGAAGUAUUAACAUACAUUUAAUAUAGCCACAAUUGAAGUAUGUAAUAUGUAUUCUUGUUGGUGUUCUUUAUUGUUUUUGUUUUUCCUACUUGUGAAAAUUUCCAAGUAAAAUGUUUUAGAACCUACACAUUAAAAAAAAUAAUAAAACCAUGUUUCUCUUA
Lepus europaeus (European hare) is the source of this 5836-nucleotide messenger RNA. It is a transcript of the gene RIMOC1, whose product is annotated as RAB7A interacting MON1-CCZ1 complex subunit 1. The record is from RefSeq and is a predicted model, not a curated record. Gene Ontology annotation, biological process: mitophagy. Bases 159 to 1046 code for a protein of 295 amino acids. The transcript has 6 exons. NCBI's taxonomy places the organism in Eukaryota, Metazoa, Chordata, Mammalia, Lagomorpha, Leporidae.